This is a messenger RNA of Cannabis sativa, 2028 nucleotides long. RefSeq lists its product as uncharacterized. The coding region runs from base 337 to 1818 and encodes 493 amino acids. NCBI's taxonomy places the organism in Eukaryota, Viridiplantae, Streptophyta, Magnoliopsida, Rosales, Cannabaceae. The record is from RefSeq and is a predicted model, not a curated record. The transcript is spliced from 3 exons.
AAUCUAUUUUAUCAUUUUAAAAAACAAUGAGUUUAAUUAACUACUUUUACAAAACACAUAUUUACCCUAUAUUAUAUGUUACAACAAAGUAAACCGUGGUCCAAAAUGAAUCAAUACGAAGAAUAUAUAUUAUAGAGUUUUCUUUCUUUUUUAUAUUCUUUUUCACUCUAUUAAUUCUCCACUGUGUCUCAAUUGUCAAUGUCCAUAUGUUUAAUUCUUCCUAUUCUUGUUCAAUCUUAUCUUGUGAUCAUCUUCAUAAUUCUAUGAAACAACUAUAUCUAUAUAAAUAUAUAAAUACUCAUCUAAACUAAGAAAAUUAUUUAUAUCAUAGAGAACAUGGAUGGGAGUACUAGUAAGGAGGAAGAUGUGCGAAUUUCGAUUGGUGAGCAACAAGAGACACAAACUUCAACUCCAACAAAACCGAGCUCUAGCUCUUCCAAUGCUGAUAGAAAUUUGAUUAAUGAAAUAAAAAAAGCUGAAAAGACCAAAAAGAGAGAAGUUGAAAAUGAUCACGACGAGCGAUCACAAAUAAAAAUACAAAAGGUUCCAGAAAGUAUCCUAAAAAAAGAGAUUUUUAAAGAUUAUUCCAUCAUGCCGAAAGUGAUUGCAAUUGGUCCUUUUUAUGUUAAUCGCGAUAAGUUGACGCAAAAAGAACUCAAGCAUAGAUUGGCAGCAAGAUUUAUUCGAAAUAGUGGCGAAGGUGGGGAGAUUCUUCUCUUAAAGUUCAAGAAAAAUUUCACUAGUGUUGAACUAAAGAAGCUCUUCAAGGAAAAGGUAAUUAAGAAUAAUAAUGAAGACAAACUAAUUAGGAUGUUGUUUGUAGAUGGGUGUGCAAUACUUCAAUUUAUAGAUAGUUAUGUUAAUAAUGACAUAAAAGAGUCUGAUGAGAUUAGUAAUAUUCAAGCAAAUGAGAUUUGUCAUGAUUUAUUUUUGGUAGAAAACCAAAUUCCCUUCAAAGUACUUUUGGUAUUAAUGAGAUUGAGCGAAAAAGGGAUUGAAUUCGCAAAAAGCAUCUAUUAUUUUUGUUCUAUGAACAUUAUGGCACCGUUAAUUUAUUGUUUGCCAAGGCUUCAACGAAACAUAGAUCGUUUACCUAUCUUACCUGAUCAGCAAAGACAACUCUUUAAAGAAGAUAACAACGUGCCUAUUCAUCUUCUUGACCUACUCAGAUCAGAACUCUUAUUUGUCGAUUCUAAAGAUAAUAGUAGUGUUAAUGUAGAUGAUGAUGAUAAGGGUACUAAAAUUUUUCUCUCUAGAUCUUCUUACAAACGAUCUUUUCGCAAUGUUCAAGAUCUUAAAGAAGUUGGCAUAAAGUUAAAGCCUGACUACUCUAUUGGCUUAAGAUCAAUAUCUUUCUCAUCUCGAUUAUUUACUUUCGGUCAACUUAACCUUCCACCCUUGAUUGUGGAUGAGACAACAAAACAAAAGUUGUUGAACUUGGUUGCUUAUGAAAUGUGCCUUAACAAAGACUAUGUUGUGACUUCUUAUUUGAGAUUGUUAGAUUCACUCAUCGAUUGUGAACAAGAUGUUAAAGACUUAAGAUCAGCAUACAUACUUAAAAAUAAUCUUGGUAGCGACGCACAAGUAGCUGAACUGUUCAACAGUAUAGGUAGCAUUUUGGUUACUUAUGAUGCUUAUGCGAGUGUAAAAAACAACAUACAAAAGCACUACGAAAGAAAAAUCGCUACUUGGAAUGCUCAAUUGUGUCAAGAACAUUUAAGAAAUCCUUGGACUACCCUAGGUGUUUUGGCUGCACUAGCUGGACUUUUGUUAACUGGAAUUCAAGCUUAUUACUCUAUACAUCCUAAAAAAACCUAAACUACCAUCACUAGAAUGAGUAUUGGUUUAACAAUGAAGACUACUCAUGGAAGAUGAGGAAAACUAAGUGAUCUUAAUUAAGGUUACUCUUUCUAUUAAUGAAGCAUUUAUAUGUAGUUGUAUUGUAUAAUUGGGAUUAGAUGGAAGACAUUAUAUGUAAUUAUUAGACAAUGGAUUUACCAUAUUUAUAAUAUUAUGUGUGAUUAGAUG